GCUCAAGGCUCAAACCGCCCUGCCGCCCUGCAGCAUCUGGCUGGCCUUUCCCAGGAUGGGCCCGCUCCGUGGCGCAGUCCUGCUGGGACCUCUGCUCGCCGUCGGGGCGCCCGCGGCCCGUCCCGCUCCAGAGCCUGUGGAGGCGCUGGACGUGGCAGCGUUCUCUGGCCGGUGGUACCAGACGUACGGCAGCAUCCGAGGUACGCCACCGAAUUGGGUGCCAGUUGCGUGUACGUGGAGUACGAGGGCAACGUGCCGAACAGCAGCGCCCUCUCCGUGCGGAACUCGGUGAGCGUGCUCGGCUUUCGCGUCGACGUGACCGGCUAUGCAACGCCGAGCCCACACCGCGCCGGCGAGUUCGAGGUGGCGUUGGGGCCUCCCGGCCAUCCACCCGCACAGCCGCCUGCUUUCACGGCCGCCAACUUCGUCGUCGUCGCCUUGGGGCCAGUGGUGGACAGGCGGUACGACUUCGCCGUCAUCACGGACCCGACGCUGCUCUCCUUGUACGUGCUGGCGCGGGACGUGGGCCGCUUUCGCAGCAGAUACGAGGCCAGGGUCCUCAGCACGGUGACGGAGAUGGGCUUCAGCUCCAUCCUGAAUCGGCCAUUGAGGACGAAUCAGGUCGGCUGCCGCUAUCCACCCGCAUCCGGGGAGGAGCCCGUUCUGAUCGUGUAG
Molecule: messenger RNA, 675 nt
Organism: Prorocentrum cordatum
Lineage: Eukaryota; Dinophyceae; Prorocentrales; Prorocentraceae
Source: the annotation of a GenBank genome assembly